AGAGAGAGAGAGAGAGGGUGGGUGAGAGAGAUUGAGAAAGGCGGAGAGAGACGAGGACAGACUCGCGACGCCAACGAGUGUACGUGGGGCGAACGUGGGGAGCGAAGAGGAGAAAGAAAGUGGAAAAGAGAUUGACGGCGAAUUUCUCCAGCGCGCAAAAGCUAAAGGAAGCUAGUGGUUGCUUGCUGGUGGUACCGCUCAGCUGGCCGUCGUGCACAGGGUUUCUCGAGGGUAGAAAAGCGCGUCGCGCAUCCCGGAGGCGGCGCGAAAUUAUGAAGCGCAUAAAGUGCGCCCUACUGGCCGCCGCCGCAGCUGCCGCCGAUAGUGAUAGCCGCCGGUGAAUGUGUGACCCGGGGGCAGCAGAGAUCCGCCGGGAUGACGACCGAAGAGACGACCGAGCAGCCCCCGGUAGACGACUGCCUCAAGGAACGGAAAUGGUGGUGCUUCCUGCUGUCGAGCAUCUUCACCUUCCUCGCCGGGCUGCUGAUCGUACUCCUCUGGCGUGCGUUCGCCUUCCUCUGCUGUCGCAAGGAGCCCGAGCUAUCCCCAAAUGACCCGAAGCAGAAGGAGCAGAAGACAGCCCGCCAGGGCAAGGAGUUUGAGGGGACUUUUAUGACCGAGGCCAAGGACUGGGCCGGCGAGCUGAUUUCCGGGCAAACCACUACUGGACGUAUUUUGGUGGUGUUAGUUUUCAUUCUCAGUAUAGCAUCGCUUAUAAUAUACUUCAUCGAUGCCUCCAGCGAAGAGGUGGAGCGUUGCCAGAAGUGGAGCAACAACAUUACUCAGCAGAUAGACUUAGCUUUCAAUAUAUUUUUUAUGGUCUACUUUUUUAUACGCUUUAUCGCCGCCAGUGACAAGCUGUGGUUCAUGCUGGAGAUGUAUUCGUUCGUGGACUACUUUACGAUACCACCGUCCUUCGUGUCGAUAUAUCUCGAUCGGACGUGGAUCGGACUGAGGUUCCUCCGAGCCCUACGACUGAUGACGGUCCCUGACAUCCUCCAGUACCUCAACAUUCUAAAGACAUCGAGCUCUAUUCGUCUCGCCCAACUCGUUUCCAUCUUCAUAUCCGUCUGGUUGACCGCUGCUGGUAUCAUUCAUUUGCUUGAAAACUCAGGGGACCCUUUCGAGUUCACGAACCCGCAACAGCUUUCGUACUGGACCUGCGUGUACUUUCUGAUCGUGACGAUGUCCACGGUAGGAUAUGGCGACGUUUACUGCCAGACGGUCCUCGGCCGCACAUUCCUAGUAUUUUUUCUACUCGUCGGUUUGGCAAUUUUUGCUAGUAGCAUACCCGAGAUAAUAGAGCUCGUAGGCAGUAGGUCCAAGUACAGCGGCGAAUACAAGCGGGAGCAUGGAAAGAGACAUAUUGUCGUGUGUGGCCACAUCACUUACGAAUCGGUCUCGCACUUCCUCAAGGAUUUCCUACACGAGGAUCGCGAGGACGUCGACGUAGAAGUUGUCUUCUUGCAUAGGAAAGAGCCAGAUCUCGAAUUGGAGGGUCUCCUGAAGAGGCAUUACACGACCGUGGAGUUUUUUCAGGGCACCAUGAUGAAUGCCGUGGAUCUGGAGCGCGUCAAGGUACACGAAGCGGACGCGUGUUUGGUACUGGCUAACAAGUACUGCCAGGAUCCGGACGCGGAAGACGCGGCGAACAUCAUGCGCGUCAUCUCCAUCAAGAACUAUUCGGACGACAUUCGCGUUAUCAUACAAUUAAUGCAGUAUCACAACAAGGCCUACUUACUAAACAUUCCAUCGUGGGACUGGAAGCGGGGUGACGAUGUCAUCUGCCUGGCGGAGUUGAAACUGGGCUUCAUCGCGCAGUCCUGCCUUGCACCUGGUUUCAGCACGAUGAUGGCCAACCUCUUCGCGAUGCGUUCCUUCAAGACGAAAUGGUUGGUUGAUUGGUACCAGUCGCCCGAUAUGCAGGCUUGGCAGAAUGACUACCUGCGUGGAACCGGAAUGGAGAUGUACACCGAGACACUGAGCCCUACCUUCAUUGGAAUGCCCUUUGCGAAAGCCACUGAGUUGUGCUUCACGAAACUGAAGCUCUUACUGCUGGCCAUCGAGAUAAAAGGCGAAGGAGGCUCCGACAGUAAAAUCUCGAUUAACCCACGUGGUGCCAAGAUCGCUGCAAAUACUCAGGGAUUCUUCAUUGCUCAAUCUGCUGACGAAGUGAAGCGGGCGUGGUUCUAUUGCAAAGUAUGCCACGAGGAUAUUAAAGACGAGACUCUGAUCAAGAAGUGCAAGUGCAAAAAUUAUGUGGGGAUGAUGAUGAUGCAGACCGGCAUGGUGAAGGGAAACACUGCCUACAGCAGUUACCUCGACGUGGCCACAUUCCGGAAAGGCGUGCGAGCUGUUCAGAUGGUUGGAAGAGCAAGUGAAGAUCUCUCGUACGCAAACGACCACCAUCCUCCCCCCACAUUCACUCCGCCAGAACUGCCCAAGAUGGUUCACGUAAGAGGCGAGAUCAGCCGCGAACGAGAUGACCCGAAUGCGAUGAGAAAUCAUCGGAACUCCGUUGGGAUGACCAUGAUGAAUUCGACGAAGCAAGUCAACAAGGUGAAGCCGAACGUAAACCGUGCGACGAACGACAGCAUGUCCAGUCCGAAUCAGCCGUAUAAUCAGAGAUCGCAAGAGGAGUCCGCAUACGCUGGCUACCAUCUCGCCUACGAAGUCAAAAAACUCAUGCCAACGAGCCGAGCCUCGGGUGGCACGAACGUCAACAACAACGGCGGUCUUCAGGUCGGGAUCGCUGACGAUCAAGCGAAAGAUUUCGACUUCGAGAAGACCGAGAUGAAGUACGACUCGACUGGGAUGUUCCACUGGAGUCCCUCUCGCAACCUCGAAGACUGCAUACUGGAUCGUAAUCAGGCGGCGAUGACAGUCCUGAACGGGCACGUGGUCGUCUGCCUGUUCGCCGAUCCCGACUCGCCCCUCAUCGGACUGAGAAACCUUGUCAUGCCAUUACGAGCUUCCAAUUUUCAUUACCACGAGCUUAAACACGUAGUGAUAGUUGGGUCGGUGGACUACAUACGCCGCGAGUGGAAGAUGCUGCAGAAUCUACCGAAGAUAUCGGUUCUAAAUGGUUCACCACUGAGUAGAGCCGAUCUGCGUGCCGUUAACGUGAACCUGUGCGACAUGUGUUGCAUCCUGUCGGCAAAAGUGCCUAGCAACGAUGACCCUACCCUCGCCGACAAGGAGGCCAUUCUCGCAUCCCUCAAUAUCAAGGCCAUGACUUUCGACGACACGAUCGGCGUGCUUAGCCAAGUUGGCAGUCCGAUCGUCUUGCAGCGACGAGGAUCCGUUUACGGGGCGAAUGUGCCAAUGAUUACAGAACUCGUGAACGACAGUAACGUGCAGUUCCUUGACCAGGACGACGACGAUGAUCCGGACACGGAACUCUACCUCACACAACCGUUCGCCUGCGGCACUGCCUUCGCAGUCAGUGUGUUAGACUCUCUCAUGUCGACGACAUACUUCAAUCAAAACGCGCUGACUCUGAUCCGGUCGCUGAUCACCGGUGGAGCCACUCCCGAGUUGGAGCUGAUCCUGGCUGAAGGGGCAGGUUUAAGAGGAGGUUAUAGUACGGCGGACAGUUUGGCCAACAGAGAUCGCUGUCGCGUUGGUCAGAUCGCGUUGUACGACGGGCCAUUGGCUCAGUAUGGCGAGGGAGGCAAGUACGGUGACCUCUUUGUCGCAGCAUUAAAGUCAUACGGAAUGCUGUGCAUUGGUCUGUACAGGUACAGGUUUCGUGACACUAGCUCGUCAUGCGACGCCUCUUCCAAGCGAUACGUGAUCACGAAUCCACCCGACGAAUUCACUCUGUUACCUACAGAUCAGGUUUUCGUGCUGAUGCAGUUCGACCCGGGUCUCGAGUACAGGCCGAGCCGAGGCGCCCGCGGCAAGGACGACUCCUCCUGAUUGUUGCUGUGUAGCGCCCUCACCGACGGACCAUAUUCCUACAUCUAAUCGCGCGUUGGAAGCCGUCGUGCUGUCCGUCGUCUCUGCAACCGUCUUGUCUUCGUCGUAGGAAACGUCCGUCACCACCAUCACCAUCAUCGUGUGACAUCGCGCGUCAUCGACGAGAGUCGUCAUUGCGAGCGUCGUGCGCGAGGCAGCUCGCAGCUUGCCAUGUCCGUUUCCUCGCUCGACCGUUGCACCCAGGCGACAUGGGGAGCAAAUGCGACGCUCGUCAGCUCGUCAACCCGAUCGCUCCACGGUCGCGGCUUCCGUGUCGUUUCGUUCGACGCGAUCGUUCUCGCCGAGUCGAUCUCGACGCUCGAUUACAAAGAUGUCUCGGCAAGACGACACCUAACCGAACGAUCAUCACACCGGAGCGAGUACGCGACACGUACGCGAGCGAGCGAUCCGAACGAAAGCGGAAGAGGACGACGACGAACGGGAGAACACCAUGCCGGAGAAGAAGAGGAUGCGGAGGAACGACGGAAAGUGGCACGAUGCUGUGCGGUCCGAGGGUAGCUACACGUCAUGCACUCACUCACUCUCCCUCUCUCUGUUGGAGCUGAAUUACGGUCGUCUUCGCAACCGACGAGGGCGACAAGGGCCGUGAGGACUGAAAUCAGACACUUCGCGAAGCGUAACGCUGUGUUAUCGAGUCCCCCGAAACCACCGACCCUUCGCAACCGGGCUGGAAGAAAGUGUACGCGGGGUGUACACAUGUAGCUUAACGUCUAACACAUGGCUUAGCCCUCGACGGGCUAUACGGAGUUGUGUAUAGCUUAAUGUUUAACGCGCGGCUGUCAGCCUCGACGAGCGCUGUGGAAUUGCACAGUAAAGCCACGCGCGCGCGCGGAAGAACAAUCGCCGAGUCGUGGCGGAGUAGCACGUGUGAUUAAUGUAUGUAAUACGUAUGUAAGCCACAGAGAACACCGUCAACGCUCAACGAGCGAGCUGUUGGGAAGAGCCGACGUUGAAGGGAAGGGCAGGAAGAGGUGUGAAAGGAGCAGCAGGAGAAAGAGCAGGAAAAUAGAGGAGGAUAGGAGUCUGCGAACGCAGCGAAUUGGACUCGUUCAUCGACGUCUCGUCUGAUAUCGAGAGAGUGACCGGAUCUCUCUCUCUCUCCCUUUCUCUCGCGCGCACGCGAAACACGUCGCGAGAGACCGUCGUCGGCGAAUCGUCUCGUCGGCGACGAACUCCGGACUCGGCGCGACUCGAGUACCGGGACGGACGAAGUGCGCUCGAACGAACGUAGUGCCGGACUACUACGCGCAACCCUUACCUCGUGUGUCUUGUUUUAUGGCUAAUGAAACAAAGGGAAAAAAAA
Harpegnathos saltator (Jerdon's jumping ant) is the source of this 5284-nucleotide messenger RNA. It is a transcript of the gene slo, whose product is annotated as calcium-activated potassium channel slo. Gene Ontology annotation, molecular function: large conductance calcium-activated potassium channel activity. Bases 376 to 3921 code for a protein of 1181 amino acids. Gene Ontology annotation, biological process: potassium ion transmembrane transport. The transcript is spliced from 28 exons. Gene Ontology annotation, cellular component: postsynaptic membrane. The record is from RefSeq and is a predicted model, not a curated record. NCBI's taxonomy places the organism in Eukaryota, Metazoa, Arthropoda, Insecta, Hymenoptera, Formicidae.